This is a messenger RNA of Pochonia chlamydosporia 170, 1653 nucleotides long. Its product is annotated as alpha beta hydrolase fold-1 protein. The record is from RefSeq and is a predicted model, not a curated record. NCBI's taxonomy places the organism in Eukaryota, Fungi, Ascomycota, Sordariomycetes, Hypocreales, Clavicipitaceae. Bases 1 to 1653 code for a protein of 550 amino acids. The transcript has a single exon.
AUGACAAUGGAAGAGAAGCGCCCCUUACAAUCACAAGACCAAGAAACCAACCUCCCUCAUCACAACCCAUCCAAAAGUCCACUCAAGAAAUGGCACAUCAUCACGUUUAUAGCUCUUGCCGUCCUAUUAUUCCACCAGCCAUGGAAACGCUUCUCCUGCCACCACAAGCACCACCACAAGCACCAUAAUAAAGAUGUCAAAUACCCCGGAGAGCACAUAUCCUGGAAAUACUGCGACACCAACGACGGCAUAGACCUCGAAUGCAGCACCCUCCAAGUCCCCCUCGACCACUUCAACAACACCUCCCCCAGCAAGACAUUCACCCUCCCACUCAUACGGAUCCGCGGCCAAAACGCAUCGCAAAACAUCCUCGUCAACCCGGGCGGCCCAGGGGGCAGCGGCACAGAAUUCAUCUACCGUUUGGGAAAACGGCUCAAGGACUCCGUAGGGGAGGACUUUCACAUUCUCAGCUUCGAUCCCCGUGGUGUCAAUGGCUCGCAACCCGCAGCCCUCUGCUACCCUGACGGCGAGACAAGAAAGGCACGGUCCCAACUAUGCGCAACUGAUCCCAUCCGCGACAGCGUAGAAUCCUACGCCUGGUCUCAGAAUAUUGGCCGCGCCUGCAGAGAAACCAUGGGCGAGCAUGGGCUGUACAUCAACACGCCGCAGACGGCCGCUGAUAUGAACAGCAUCCUGGACGCAGUUGGCCAGCAAGACAUGUACUACUGGGGCUUCAGCUACGGCACUCUUCUGGGCCAGACAUACGCAACCAUGUUCCCCGAGAGAGCGAAGCGAGUCAUCAUCGACGGCGUUGCAGACGUCUUUGACUGGUACAACGAGCUCAUCAGCCUCACGGCCUUUGACGACUCGGAACACGCCCUCGCAGGCUUCUUCGACGAAUGUAUCAAAGCAGGCGACGCAUGUGCCCUGUCCUCGUUUGCAGACACGGCAACUUCCCUCCAGGAUAAAGUCAUGUCCGCAGUCGAGAAGCUCGCCAAGGACCCCAUCAGCGUGUACGUCGACAACCACACCUUCGGCAUCCUCGACUACACCACCAUGCUGUGGUCCAUCUUCCGCGUCCUCCACAAGCCCGGCCAGCAAUGGUACACUCUGGCCUCGAACCUCGCGCACUUGCUUCGCGGCAACGCCACGGCCGCAUUCCUGGCGUACAAGGAGCAGAGCUGGUUUGCCAGCGAGAUGGAGGAGCACGCGAUGACGAUUCAAUUCAACGACGCCAAGAGCGGGGCCGAGUACUGGCCUCAGCGGAAGGAAGAGCUCCUGGAGGCGUUUGCGCCGUAUGUCAAUCAGUCUCUAUUCGGGUCCUUUGCUCUGGGCGGUUACUAUCCGCAGGCGGCGUGGCGGAUUCCCAAGACGCACGCCUUCAGGACGAGGCAGAGCGUCGACACCAAGCUCCUGGUUCUGUCGACGACAUACGACCCCGUCACGCCGUUGACGUCUGCGAGAGUGGCGAGGCGGACGUUCCAGGGCUCACGGAUCGUUGAGGUCAAGGGGUAUGGACAUUGUUCGUUGGCGGUGGAAUCGGAUUGCGCACGCGAUAAAGUGAGGGCGUUUCUCAAGCACGGCAGUUUGCCCGACGAGGAUGUCAAGUGUGAUGUGAAUAGCGAUUUUUCGUACUUCCAAAAACCUACCUAG